AUGUUCCUCUCCGUAUCCACCCUCUACGCAGCCCUUGCGCUUGCCUCGGUCGGCUCGGCCUCGCCCGUCCAGCUCACCAAGCGCUACCCAAACGCAAUCACCACCGACGCUCCCUUCUCUCAGUCUGACGCUCAGUUUGCUCAAUUCCCUCCCAUUUGCCCUUACGGCGUCUCCAAGUCGUCGCCCGAGAAGAAUAUCCUGUUCAUCCCUGGGACUGGCGAAUCCGGCGACAAUGCUUUCGCCAAGGGCUAUGUGCCUGCUCUCAAGGCGCAGGGCUACUUCCCCUGCUAUACCAAUCUGCCAAAUGUUUCGCUGAGUGAUGCGCAGGUCACCUCCGAAUACGUCGUCAAGCAAAUCGACUCGGUGUACUCUCAGGCAGGCAACAAGCCCUUCACCAUCUCUGCCCACUCGCAGGGUAAUCUCAAUGUUCAGUGGGGCCUCAACUUCUGGCCAAGCCGUAGGAACAAAAUCCGCAACUUCGUCGGACUGGCACCCGACUUCCACGGUACAGCUGAAGGCCAGCUGGUGCUCGCCGCUCAAUACGCCUUGAUCCACGGCGGAGCUCCGUCUGUGAUCCAGCAGUCGGUCAUCCUGGGUAAGCCGUCCAACUUCCUCAAUGCCCUCAACAAGCAUGCCAAUCAGCCCCUGGUACCCACCACGGCCCUCUACGGAGACUUUGACGAGAUCAUUCAGCCCGUCGCAAGCACCACCACUUUGGACAAUACGCCUGUGCCAAACAGCUUUGCGCACAUCGACCUGUCCCUCAUCUGCGCGGGGAGGACCGCAGCCAUUGUGGACCACUUCCGUACGCUCUUGAGCGCUCCUGCCUUCUGGCUGAUUCUGGAUGCCCUGCGCAACGGCGGCAUCGCCAACGUGAACCGAGCUAGGCUCCUGGCUUUGUCGCAAAGGCAGGACUUCUGUGCCGACCUGGUUCCGGGCGCCGCGGAUGACUCCGUGCCGCAGUUGGCCAAGACGGCCUUCAUGGCUGCUCUUGAGGUCGGGAGCAACGAUUUCCUGACGCAGACUACUGACAGGGAGCCGGAGCUCAAGCCUUACGCUGCUAACCAGCCAUGA
Jaminaea rosea is the source of this 1074-nucleotide messenger RNA. RefSeq names its product alpha/beta-hydrolase. NCBI's taxonomy places the organism in Eukaryota, Fungi, Basidiomycota, Exobasidiomycetes, Microstromatales. The transcript is spliced from 3 exons. The record is from RefSeq and is a predicted model, not a curated record. The coding region runs from base 1 to 1074 and encodes 357 amino acids.